UCAUCAGUCCUUCAGUUUUACUUGGAAGACCAUUUCCGUCAAUAAGCCCAGCAAGAGCCAUGAACAGUUCAAUAGAUGUUGAUAAUGUUCGAAUUAGAUUCUUAUUUAAGGCUGUCGAGAACUCAUUCAAUCUUUUCUACAUCCUAUCGCCCGAUCGUGAAGAAUAUCUGUGUAUGAAAAGCUCGCGUUUCUGCAAGUAUUCUACAAAGUUUUAUGGUCAAGCAGGUGCCCAGUGGAAGGUUAUCCAGAUAAAAGAACCAAACGGGAGAGAAGAUGAUCCGUCCUUGUUUGUACUUUGUACCAAAAAACAGCCACAGAAGUUCUUAUAUAUCGCAAGUUCUUUUUUGGGGUGUGCUAAAGGUCUCGAAGAGUCAAAAGCGGUUGAUAAGGAGUGUUUAUUCAAACUUGCUCCACCUGGGGAACCCCCAAUGUACAUUCCUUUACCAAAUGCAGAAGGAGUGUCAACAGGAUUAGAUCUUUCUUGUAGUUUGUGAUGAAUAUACAUUUACACUGACGCCUGAAUAUAUAUUUAAAUAAUGGAGCCAAUGGAAAUAAGAAUCCCGGCGUAUGAAAAAAUAAAAUAAUAACAACGGGAGAAAAGAUGUUGAUCACGUGACUUUUAUUGGUCGCAUGGAAGUAAUUCCAGAAUAAUUAAUAAAAGGUAACAAACAUUGUAAACGUCAAGUUGUUUGAAUGUGUAGUUGUAGGUAAAGUUAUAAAAAAGACAUCUCCAUUUUGAUUUCCGCCUCUAAAAAUCCAAAUAUUUAGGUUUUUUAGAAGGGUGACAUAAUUUGAUCAUUACUGAUACGUAAAAUGUUUAAAUCAAAAGUAAUACAUGCAUAUGUAAAUACACACAAUUUUAAGUGGUUAACAUGAUCACAGAUACAUGUAUCUUAUAUUUAUUAUUUUGUGCGUUUAAUAAAAAAUCUAAAGAUUGUGUUAAAAUUUUGGGGUUUGAAAAAUGAAAUUAUCAUUAAAAAGUCAUAUUUACAGAAAUAGGAGUAGGGAUAGCUUGAGUUUUUUUAAAUCAGUGAGUACAUUUUAUGCGCCAUCUUAUUUUGUUAAAAUUCGGAAUAAAAACGCUAAAAUUUAUGGUGUGGAUUUUACCAAA
Messenger RNA from Magallana angulata, 1111 nucleotides. RefSeq lists its product as uncharacterized. Lineage: Eukaryota; Metazoa; Mollusca; Bivalvia; Ostreida; Ostreidae. The transcript is spliced from 3 exons. The coding region runs from base 60 to 494 and encodes 144 amino acids. The record is from RefSeq and is a predicted model, not a curated record.